Penicillium diatomitis is the source of this 4488-nucleotide messenger RNA. Its product is annotated as FG-nucleoporin NUP159. The transcript is spliced from 3 exons. Gene Ontology annotation, biological process: RNA export from nucleus; protein import into nucleus. Lineage: Eukaryota; Fungi; Ascomycota; Eurotiomycetes; Eurotiales; Aspergillaceae. The record is from RefSeq and is a predicted model, not a curated record. Gene Ontology annotation, molecular function: structural constituent of nuclear pore; protein binding. Gene Ontology annotation, cellular component: nuclear pore. Bases 1 to 4488 code for a protein of 1495 amino acids.
AUGGCGUUCAGCUUUGGUUCCUCUUCCGGCCCGGCUGGGGCAAGUGCGCCCACCGAGCUCGCCGAGAUCUUCACAGAUGAAUUCGGUUUUAAAGGCGUUUCCGGUGAUAUCAGCAUUCGGUUUCUCCCUUCGCCCUGGCCGCAAGACGCUCUACCCGCCCCGACUACCUCCCUUCUAACUGUCGCGCAAAACAAGGGCAUCGUUGUUGGCGCGGGACCUGAUUGCCUCGUUGUCGCGACUACCCAAUCUGUUCGAACCGCCAUCGAAACUUCAUCUCAGGAAGAAAGCAACAAGACGAAGCCCUUCCAGCCACAGUCCACGAUUCCACUACCUGCACGACCUACCCACGUUGCUUUCACGGCGAGCGAUGACGCCUUGAUAUUAGCGACUGAGAACGCGUCUCAGAUCACAGUCUUCCAGACGGAUACCCUCCUUCAAGGCAAUGUGCAGCCAGCUCUGUCAGUUCAAACCAACGGUGCGACAAUUCGAUGUCUUGCGCCGAACCCGGAUCCCUCUUCGACCCUGGUUGCGCUGGUCACAGUCAACGGAGAGCUUCUGAUUGCAGACCUUAAGGCCGGAAAUCUGGUGACCGGUGCCAAUGGGCCAGCCCUACGAAAUGGAGUCAGCUGCGUCGCUUGGAGCAACAAGGGAAAGCAGCUCGUGGCGGGCAUGGCUGAUGGAAGCGCGGAGCAGAUGACCCCUGACGGAACGCAGAAAGCUCAAAUACCCAGACCUUCUGAUUUGGAAGGAGAAUGUCACGUCUCAUCUAUCAGUUGGCUCGAGAAUGACAUUUUCUUCAGCAUCUACACUCCGAAUGCUCCAGAAGACGACAUGGGAAUUCCUGCCUCGUCUUAUUACAUGAUAACAAGGCAGAAGCAGGCGCCGUUCCUCCUCCAGAAACUACCCGAGAUUUGUCCCACUAUUGGGUUCAUGAUGAAACGAGCGCCUGCGUUCCAAUUUAUCGCACGUUUACGGGACUACAAGCCGCAUCUCAAAGAUGUUCUGAUCGUCGCAUCAACCGCAUCUGCAGAUGUCGGUAUGGUCGUGCGAUCCGAGAAAGCACUGGAUGAUAAUCCCGCUGGACAAUUUGCAGUGGCCAACGUGAACGACGAUGUGAAAAGGGCAUCAAUCCCUCUUACGGAGUCCGGUGAUGACACGUCAGUUAUUGGUCUCAGUUGUGAUCUGUCUAGCAGCGACAAGGUGCCUUCGCCUCUUCCUGGUGAGGAAAUAAUAGAGACUUCAUCUCCUUUGCCCGCACUGUUCGCUUUGAAUAAUGAGGGUAAUAUGUGCGCCUGGUGGUUCAUUUAUACCGACGCGAUCCGCCAGAACAUUCCCUAUUCUGGGCUUGUUUCCGGGAGCGCGCAGAUACCAGCCCAGGCUGCGCCUUCGUCUCUGCAGCCGGCCACACCAGCAAUGACCCAGCAACAACAACAACAACCCGCAUUUGGCCAGUCCUCUUUUGGCAGCCCGUCUCCUUUGGGUGCAUCUUCUUUCGCUAAACCGACGGGAAGUGCGACAUUUGGAACUCCCUCGGCCAUGGGAGCAACGCCAUUCGGAAAGGCUGCUGCUCCAGCAUUCGGCAGCACUUCCAAUCUGGGUAGCAUGGCCAGUCCCGGGUUUGGCAAACCUUCUCUCGGGCCUUCCUCUGGCACAGCAUUUGGUCAAACCAGCUCUCCUGGACACGGUGUGGCAUUCGGCAAGUCGGGAUUCGGUGCCCCGAGCACGAGCUCGCCGUUCGGACAAUCUACCACACCGGCGAAAAGCCUCCUCAAUUCUGCGCCUGGGACGAGCGGUGGCGGCUUCAGCUCCUUCUCCAGCGGAGCAGGUACGGGUGGUGGAUUCGCUGCGUUUGCCGCUGCAAAGCCUGCGGAGUCUCCGUUUGCGAAAACUUCUGGUGACAAUGCCUUUGCCAAGACCUCGUCGCCUUCGCCUUUUGCUAGCAGCAACGCUUUCGGUGAGACCGCAUUUGCUAAGGCAUCAUCUCCCUCUCCUUUCGGAGCCAAACCUUCAGGCGAGACUGCUUUCCCAUCCGCGCAAUCAGCCGCAGUCAAAAAUCCAUUUGGUUCCAACUCAGGCUUUGGAUCUGGUAGCGGAUUUGUGCUGGGAUCUUCUUUUAAGGGCGAUGGCACAGCCGCGAGCGACUCAAAAGAACCAGAAAAGAGCUCCUCGGGUGCUAUGUCCCUGAGUGGAUUCGGCAAAUCUAUUUCACUGUCAAAUGAUUCCACGGGUCCGACGGAAUCUAUGGAUGACUCAGAAGACAAGACUGCCCCGGCGGCAGCGAAGAGCCAACCCACCGCAUUCUUCAGUCCUCCGCCACCUAAACCCUCGUCUAAUUGGGGAGCGUCGCCUUUCGGUGCCAAAGCGCUGCAAACAAAGCCGGCUUCGUCACCUUUGGCAACCCAGACCGGCAGUGGAUUCUCCAUGUUUGGAUCUUCUUCUGCCGCACCUUCGCAAUCGCCUCCACAGACAAAGCCACGGAUCACGAGUCCACUGUCAACCCAGUCUGACGUGACAGCGACUCCCCAGAAAGGCCAAUCUAUCCUUAGUCCCACAUCUUCUUCCCUCGAGGCUCCCCUUCCUCCAGAUUCAACUACAAAGACCAGUUAUGCUCCUGGGGAUACAUCAGCGUCAUCGAAUGUGUCAAAGAGUUCUGCCGAAGAUGCCCCUCUUCCCCCGGAUUUCGUGUCGAUAGGGAAGAGCUCCAAAGAAGUAGAGGAUGCGCCCCUUCCGCCAGAUUUUACAGCCAAGCCUAUCAAGACCGAGAGUCCACCUCCGGGUGUGCCCGAAGAUGUCCCGGAGGAAGCGCCAUUGCCUCCAGACCCAACGACGUUCAAGCGUGAUUCUACCCUGUCAGAAGACCUCGAAGCUGUUCCGGAUGAGACAGACCUCGAAUCCCAGGAUGGCGACGAGUCAGAUUUCAGUGACAUUGGUGAAGAUUUAAAUCAAGAUGAGGCCGACGCGGGCGAGUCCUUCAGUGGAUUAUCCGACAAGAGCUCGACUGGGGGGCUUUUUAGUGGAUUCUCCAAAGGCGCUAAAAAAGACCAAACAAAGCAGGCACCUCGCGCACUUUUCGGUGAAAUCUCGAAGGGUCCGGUUCUUCCCCCGCCAGGGCCCGCAAUCCGUUCUGGCCGUGAGCCGUAUCGCUCCCCCAGUCCCAACCGCGCCAGCUCCCAAAAGGGCAACUUGCUCCUGAAGAAAUCGGAUGCUUUCAAGGUGGGAAGCGCCUUGGCUUCUAAGAAGGCUGCCCUAGCUCAAUCCACGUAUCGUAAGGGGCCUCUGAGGAAAGUUAGCGAUGCUGCGCGAGAGGAACGGGUGCGUGCACAGGCGGCUGCUCUGCAGCGAGCCGAGGAGGAGGUCCUCGCUCUCUCAGACGAUGACGAGGACGAGAGACUGCGAGCAGACCUUGCUCGCCCUGUCGAGCCCGCCGCAACCCUGGAUCCCUUUCUUCCUCACCAAGACUACACCGGCGAUACAGCGAAGCCUGGUGUUCCAGGUAUGAUCGAACGGCUCUAUCGAGAUAUCAACUCCAUGGUCGAUACGUUGGGAAUUAAUGCUCGGUCCAUGGAGUCGUUCCUCCUUUACCAGCAGCCGGCGCAAGGGUCUGACCACGAUACAUGGGUGAACAUUUUGACGAGUGACAACCCUUCCAACAUCUUGGAUGAGGAUCUCUUCCUCCAGGAUAUCAGUAUUUUCGAGGACGUCAUCACAUCCAUUGGCCAGAAUCUUGACGAGCAACGUCUCCAAGGUGUUGAGGACAAACUCAACGAUUGCCGAGCAUUACUCACUAAAGAUAUUGUGUCUUUGCGGGCCCAGUUCGCUAGCAUUCGCAAGACGCUCGACGCGUUGACUGACACCGGGGCGAUCCUCUCAGCGCCUCUUUCUGCCGAGCAAGUCACCCUUCAACAAGACCUUCGCACCACAUUCACCGACCUGCAAGGCAAAUUGGCCGAGCUUGAGCAAGGCGUUUCGAUGCUGCGAGCAAAGAUUGCCGACAUUCCAAGACGCGGUGGAGCUGGCGCCGCGUCCCGCAAGCGACCGACUGUCGAGGCUGUCUCCUCCACUAUUGCAACCAUGAUGAGCAUGGCGGAGAGCAAGAGCAGUGACAUUGACGUCCUGGAGGCCCAGCUCAAAAAGCUCGGCUUUGAUACAUCCGUGUCGGGCUCCGUGAGCCGUGAAGGAUCUCCAUUUGCUACACCUCGCAAAGCAGUUGGCCGUUUCCCAGCAACACCGGGCUCGCGCGGCUCCGUUGACGGGAGUGCUUAUCACACUCCAGAGUCCGCAGCCCGCGGCCUCAAUUUCCGGGCCAGUCUGAAUGGCUCGGCGAAACAGAGUCGUCUCCGAAGUGUUGACGUCGCUGGUCCUGUCGGCGUGCGGGAGGAGUCAUCUCAGUGGAAGGCGAAGAAUCAACGCCGAAGGCAACUGAUCGGUAGCUUGAAGGACGCGAUGGAAAAGAAGGAGAAGCAAGUGCGGGGUGUUGACGAUCUUUAA